AUGUGGAAAUCUCUUGAACAGAAACAGGCAGCUAAUAAAACACCUUCUAAGAGAUGCGUCUCCCCUUGUAAAAUAUUCCACACAUGGUGUAAAAAUGAAGGAAAAUGUAGAGAAAAAGGAAAGGAUUGCACGUGGUACUGCGAGUGCCCAAGUAACUGUGAAGGUUUUUUCUGUGAGAAAAAAGUCGACAAAGAUAAUAUUAUUGAUGCCGGACAAAUUGUAGAAGUCAAAGAUACAUAUGAGAAAGAAAAAAAGAAACCAGUGUCUGCUUUUGACAAGUCGAAACUGGCACAGGCUUUAGCUGGUAUCUUCUUAAAAGAAAAACAAACGGAUGAAGAGAAGAAAACAGUUUUACCAGACACGAUCGAAAGAGUUGGCGAUACAAUUAAGCCAAAAGUUAUAUUGAACUGUCCACCUGGUGAGCUAAACAAAAAAGCACCGGCUGCCAAUAGUUCAGAACAGAGCACACAACCAACAAUUACAAAUGUCCAAAACAAUUAUACAAAUGCAAUAACUAAAUCAUCUAUGAAUAUUUCUGAAAGAACAAACGGGAUAAUUACGUCUACAUAUCCAAUUACAGACCAAACGAGCACACGGUCAACCGAAAAACCCAUCGUUUCAUCUUCAUACUCAGAAACAACAACAAUAACAACAACAACAACAGCAGUACACACCAACGAGUUGGAUUUGAAUACUAAUGAUAAUCCCACUCCUACAAAACAGAAAAACAGAGUUAUGGAGACGACAACAUUGGCAUCUCAGAAAGAUUCUACAAGUAUCAUACCGGUUCAAAGUGUAAACACAACCGUUUCUAGAAUUUCACCUGGGGCUAACAUGAACUUAUCAGAGCCAGAGGUAAAAAGUACAGAAAAAUCAACAAUACCUUCGGAUAAAAUAUCAUCUUCGUCAAGCCCUUUGUCAACGGGUGGUAAUGUACCAUCAACUAUUUUAAUGUCACAAACUGAGACAAAAACAAGUACACAACAUCAAACUGUUCAAUCAAACGUAACGUCAGCAUCACCAAAAUUAUUUUCAACUACAAAGUCAGCAAUAACAUAUCCAAAGAUACAAUCGGAGACAAAUACACUUGUUACAAAACCAACGGUUCAUAUCAAACAGGAAUCAACAUUAAAAGUGCCAUCGAAACUUUCAUUCAUUAAACAAACAACAACAAGUUUGCCUGAACAACAAUAUAAUAAAGAGCCGAAUACCCCAGUUGAAAACAGUCUUUACACUCAGAAAACAAAUAUUAUCAAUGUAGCAGAUAAACCAAAUUUAUUGCAACUUAUAGAGAAAGCAAUAGAAGUAGAAUCCGUUUCAACCACAGAACAAACUAGAACUGAAAGCACCACACAUCAUAAAAGCAUAGUAUCAACAACCGUGCCGACCACAAUAUCUCAAAACCCUGGAAAUAGCAAUUUUAUUGGAAAAACAGAUCAAGAUCAAUUGUCAAAUAGUACAACUACAGCAAAACCUAAUGAUCAAAACAAUAUCAUUACAAAUGAAAGAGAAAACUCAAUUAAAAGUACCAAUUUAAUGACAAUUGAAUCAUCUACUUUAGCCAAACCAUCAACUUCAUACCUUUCAACGAAGGAAAUAUAUAAAUCGUCGCAUAUUUAUGACCAGAAAACUACAGCUGGAUCAUUCAUAACAACAAUACCUUCAGAUAAAAUCAAUUUAGAUAUUGAUGGGCCAAAUUUAAAAGGAAAUAAAGCAUCUAACACUCAAGAUGAAAUUACUCAACCUGCGAAAUUAACAACACCAUCAGUUGAACAUUUGAAUAAUGACCGGACAACAGAAAGUUUUUCUGGGGCAAGUGUAACAACUGGUUUAGAGACAACAUCAACAACAAAUACAAAAAGUGAUGCAAUAUUAACUGAAAUAAGAAAAACAACAGAAUUCAAUAAACAAUCACCAGAUAAGAUAAGCCCAUCUGGAUCAAAUAACAACAAUGAAAUAAAUAAAAAACAAAUAUCUACAGAAUCUGCGGCGGGCAAAUAUAAAUCAACUGGUGACAUUAUAUCAACAAGUAAUAUAAACGUAUCGUCUCAAACUAAUGUACCGCUACUAAAUAUGUCACAGGCGAUUACUGUGAGUCACGACUUACCAAAAACUACUAAGCUUGAGAUGUCUACAGUUCAGACAGUUAUGUCGAAUGAAAUCACGCAACAGCAACGACUUUCAGAGACAUCUGUAGAAAAUGUCAAACAAAGUAUCGCUAGUCCACCUACAACAAAACAAAGUGUAAAUGCCAUUUUGCUGGAAUCAAAAGAAGGAAUUUUAACAACAUCCACAACCUUACCUGAAACUAACAUUGAGAAAUACAAAUUGUUUAAAGAUACAACAACUAUCGAUAGUCCUAAAACAUCUGCCAUAAAAGGUAUCUCGUUAACAGCUAAAAACAAAACACUUUUGAAUAAUUCUGAUCAAGGAAUUGAAGAUACAAAUGCUAACGAAAAACUUGAAAUUUCGAAAUCAACACAAAAAGAAGCGUUGUCAACAUCAACGCCUUUAUCCACUGAAACAACAACUCAAUUAGGCAACAAUGAAAUUGCAACAACAACGACUGCAUUUAACUCUAAAAAAUUUACAGCGAGCACUAUGGUUCAUAUUUUUACUGAAAUUUCAACGAAACCUAGUGUCCAUACAUUACAAGAUAUAACAACAAGAAGCAUUGUCAAUAUCUCAGAUAACAGUAAAAGAACUUUAAAUCAAAACGUAACUAACAAAACGGAAACACCAGUUACUGGAACCACGGCAAGUAUCCUUAUAGCAGAAAAUCCUAGGAGCUCCAAAAGCGUUUCUCUGAAGGAACAGUCAGUCAGUACGUCUAUUGGAACUGUAACACAGACCGGGGCAACAAAACCAUAUUUAGAAACCAUCAAAACGACAACGGAAAGUGUUGUGUAUUCUGCUGAUAUUGGAGGAUCAAAAUUAUCUUUUGCUAAAGAUAUCCUGGAAAAUAAGUCGGAUAUAUUGAACAAAUCGAAGGUCAAAUCUGGUUUAUUAAAUGAUAAAUUAAGUGAGACAGUGAAAGAUCUUCUUAAAAUGGGAUUGCGUGAUAAAGGACUUCCUAGUGACAUCGACAACAUUUUAUGA
This is a messenger RNA of Ruditapes philippinarum (Manila clam), 3099 nucleotides long. RefSeq names its product mucin-22-like. Bases 1 to 3099 code for a protein of 1032 amino acids. The transcript has a single exon. The record is from RefSeq and is a predicted model, not a curated record. Lineage: Eukaryota; Metazoa; Mollusca; Bivalvia; Venerida; Veneridae.